Molecule: messenger RNA, 1377 nt
Organism: Gorilla gorilla gorilla (western lowland gorilla)
Lineage: Eukaryota; Metazoa; Chordata; Mammalia; Primates; Hominidae
Gene: SDR39U1
Product: short chain dehydrogenase/reductase family 39U member 1
Exons: 7
Coding region: 47-1060 (337 amino acids)
Source: RefSeq, a predicted model, not a curated record
GAGGUAAACUCUAAACUUUACGCAGGCGCGUUAGGUCCUAGUCGCUAUGCGUGUGCUUGUGGGUGGCGGGACAGGCUUCAUUGGGACAGCCCUAACCCAGCUGCUGAAUGCCAGAGGCCACGAAGUGACGUUGGUCUCCCGAAAGCCCGGGUCCGGCCGGAUCACGUGGGAUGAGCUCGCUGCAUCGGGGCUGCCGAGCUGCGAUGCCGCCGUCAACCUGGCCGGAGAGAACAUCCUCAACCCUCUCCGAAGAUGGAAUGAAACCUUCCAAAAAGAGGUUCUCGGCAGCCGCCUAGAGACCACCCAAUUGCUGGCUAAAGCCAUCACCAAAGCCCCACAACCCCCCAAGGCCUGGGUCUUAGUCACAGGUGUAGCAGCCUCUAAGUUUAGCCCUGCAACCAAAGAGUUCCUCCAGGGAAGGAACGCUUCAGGUCAUGGAGAAGUUCAAGGGGAAGAUAUCCAAAUGGCUCUGUCUCCAAAUGGGGAGAUCCUAAGGGCCAAAGAAGCUUACUACCAGCCCAGUCUGACUGCGGAGUAUGAUGAAGACAGCCCAGGAGGGGACUUUGACUUUUUCUCCAACCUCGUAACCAAAUGGGAAGCUGCAGCCAGGCUUCCUGGAGAUUCUACACGCCAGGUGGUGGUGCGCUCAGGGGUUGUGCUGGGCCGUGGGGGUGGUGCCAUGGGCCACAUGCUGCUGCCCUUUCGCCUGGGCCUGGGGGGCCCCAUCGGCUCAGGCCACCAAUUCUUCCCCUGGAUACACAUCGGGGACCUGGCAGGAAUCCUGACCCAUGCCCUUGAAGCAAACCACGUGCACGGGGUCCUGAAUGGAGUGGCUCCAUCCUCCGCCACUAAUGCUGAGUUUGCCCAGACCUUGGGUGCUGCCCUGGGCCGCCGAGCCUUCAUCCCUCUCCCCAGCGCUGUGGUGCAAGCUGUCUUUGGGCGACAGCGUGCCAUCAUGCUGCUGGAAGGCCAGAAGGUGAUCCCACGGCGAACACUGGCCACUGGCUACCAGUAUUCCUUCCCAGAGCUAGGGGCUGCCUUAAAGGAAAUUGUAGCCUAAGUAGGUCGUGGCAAGGGCCUGAGGCCUGUUCCUCACAGGCUUCCAGGUUAGGCACUGUGAAUAGGCUCAGCUCCUCUAGAGAGCUGAAGCCAUCUGGUUCUUAGAUUUCUCUCCCAGUCCUCUUUCCCAUUGUUCUGUUGCUCCACCUUAUUGUCUCAAGGCCGUAAUCUCAUCAGGUUGGGACAUUAAUCUUUUCAACUCCUUGUAAGAUUUCCCAGUUUGGUUUCUCUACAUGUCCUGCAGCUGCCCCACUUCUCCUUUACGCUGUGUAGAGAAUGCUCUGCAGUUUAGGCAAUAAAAAUAAAUUGUCUCACUAA